AUGCAGUAAUUGAUUGAAUAUCAUUAGAGUCAAUCAAAUUACUCUGUAUAGUUCUACUUUUGAAAGAAUUGAAUUAGAUUUAGGUGAAUUGGUUUAAGGUGAAAAUGUUGAGUAUUCCAUGAAUGGGAUUUACGAUAAUUUUAAUAUUGUACAAAUUAUGAAUCCCAUAACAUCAGAUUACACAACUGAAGAUUUGAGUAUGAGUUAAAUUAAGAAUUAGCAAAUUUAACCUUUAUUGAUAUGCACACAAUGAAGAAUAGAUUUUAUCAUGUAGAAUCAAGAGCAUUACUUUUAAAGAAACAUACAAUAUAUUAAAUACGCUAUCCAUCAAUUAAAACUGUAUUUUAUUCAACAUUUCAGAAAUGCUAAUUUGUUAGAAUUAUUCGAGAGAAUGUCAUUCUAUUGGUUGAUGGAACUAAAUUAUGGAUAGCAAGAACAAAUUAAGAAUUUAAUAUUGACGCAUAGAUUUUGGAUGUCGAGGUUGAAAAUGGUUUCAUUUUAGUAAGUACAUAAAACAAAGUUAUUAUUUUAUAUUAUGAUUAUUCCCUUAAAGAUACAGGAACCAUCAUAGAUUAAAGUCUAUUAAAUAACUUACUGAAAACAAAUGGAACUUAUUCAUUCAUUUAAACAAAAUAUGCUUUGAAUGAUCUAUUAAUAUUGGAUUAAAAAAGAGGACUCAUUAGUUUGAAAGUCAAAUCAAUAAAUUAAUUUGAAUUUGAUUAAAUUUAUAGUUCAUCAUAAGAUGCUUAUUACUCUUCUUUUUGUAUUUUAAAAGAUACAAAUACUUAUUAAAUGGCUAUAGCAUAUAAUACUAAUGAUUUGAUGGUAAUUAAUAAAAAUGCAAAAUAUAAUCAAACUUGGACGCUCUAAGAUUUAAGUCUAAUCAAAAUUAAAAUGGAAUUUAUUGGAGAAUAUGAUAGAAAGUAAUAUCUUUGCCUUUACAAUUCAACUUUACUAAUAAUUCAUUAGAUCAAUCCUACAAUCAAAAUAAAAACUAUUAUAUUUGAUGAUCCUUCAAUAAUCACAUUUAAUGUUUUCAAAACAUAAAUCUAUGUUGUUCAAUAAAAUUAGUAAUAAUCCUUUUUUAUUUCAAAUGGAUACCUAAUUAUGCAAUUUAACAAUAAAGCUAAUUAUGAAAUGCAAAAAUUAUUAUUAAUUGCUACCGAAUUAAAUUAAUGUGCAGUGAAUAUUAAUUAUAUAAUCUAUGAUUAUCUAGAUAACAAACUAUAUCCGAAGAUAAAUUUAUAACAUCAAAUUAAAUAAUUAAUAAAUUAUCCGACAGAUCCUUAAGUACCUAUUUUUAAGGAAAUAGGAGUUUCUGGUUCAAAUAUCAAAGCUCAAAUUGAAUUAUAAGAUGAAAGUAUUUCUUUAUAACUUGGAUAUAUGGAAGAUAUCAAAAUUAGAGGAAUUGUUUGGUCUGAAUCAAAUGAUUAAUCUAAUGAUUCUGUUUAUGUUGAUAUACUUGAAGUAGAAUAAAAUGUUUACAUCUUGGUUCAAUCUAAAAAACUCAAAGUCAUUUUAUAUCAAUGUUCAAUUAGCAAUACUUAUAAUGAAUUUAAUUGUUAGAAGGUUCAUUAAUUUUAUCCAAAUAGAAUUUUAAGUAAAGAUUCUUUUUAAUGGGUUUAUGAAAACUUUCUCAUUUUUGGUUAUAUAUCUAAAUUUUCACAUACUCUAGAACUUUAUAAAUUGAAUCAAUCUAUUGUUAAAUCAAUGUUUACAAUAAGUACAAGUUUAAAAGAUGAUAUUUCAGAAAUAACUUCAUUUACACUAUCAAAGACUCAUGUUUUUGUUGUUUAAUAAAGAAAAUAAUAAAUUGAUAUCAUUUCAUUAUUUACAGAAUAAAUUAUUGAUACUAUUACAACAUUCGAUAUUCCUUUCUUCUAAUUUAAUCCUAAAUCAGUUUAGAUUUAAUAAAAUUUAUUAUUAAUAACUGGGGAGUAGAAUAUCUAUAUAGGAUAUUUCUUAAAUUCUUUUAAAUUAAUGGAUUGUAUUCAAUUCAUUAAUAGUGAAUAGUUAGCAGUUGGAUUGACUGAUGAAACCUUCUUUGUUGCUGUCGAUUAUGGUUACAAAUAGGAAAUUAGAGAAUAUAGUACAAAAAUGUAAUAAAUAAAUCUUUUAAAAAUAAUACCUUUAUUUCAUUAUGUAUUACACAAACCCUUUGAAAUACUGUCUAAAAUGAAUUUAAUAAUUAUAAAAGCAUAUACUCCAGUUUUAUAAUAGACAGUGUUAUUAAUAUAUUAACCUUAGGUUGAAUUAAGAGAUUGUUUAUUAACUAGUGCACCUUUGGGAUGGUAUGCAGAAAAAGAAUUAAAUUUAGGUAUUACAGCAUUUCAUUAGUCAGGAUUAUUAAUUCAUGCAGGUUCAUAGAAUUAAAUUAAGAAUUUUUAUGUUGCUAAGGAUUUUCAAGCUAUAAUUACAUCUAAAUUUGAUUCUAAAUACUUACAUAGAAAAGAAUUAAAGAUAUCUUAUCUUACAAUAGAUUCUCCAGGAAAAAUAGAAUAAGUAUAGAAUGUAAUUUUUCUAAAUUUGAUGACAAAUAUUGAAGCAGUUUAAGUUAGUGAUAAAUUAUAUUUAGAAUCAAAGAAUGUGUAAAUUCCAAAUAAUUGGUUUAAUGGAUUGGUGAUUGAUUACAAGAUAGAAUGUUAAUAAUGCAAUGAUUAAAUUGUCUUAACAUAGAAAGUUCAUUAGAUAUCAAAUGUUCAUCAUUAUGAUGAUAUUUUAAGUGAAUGUUAAUUAGAAGAAAAUCUAUCAGUAAUUCUAACUAAAAAUAGUUUGAUAUUUUUAGAUCAAUAACAUUACGUAAAAUAUUAACGUUUUUAUUUUAUUUUGGAUUAAACUUAUACUCCUCAAAAUAUUUGGUGUAAAAAUGAUACAAUUCUUAUAACUGGUACAACUCAAAUGUUUUGGCGAUCCUUUAUUGCUUUUGUAAUAAGAGAAGAUAAAGCUUAAUUUAGAUUAGUUGAUAAUCCAAUAAUUAUUAGAAUAUUAAGAAAGAUAACGCAGAUAGAGAUUUUAGAUUAUUAUAAUAUUAUUUUAUUAGAUGCAAAUGAAUAGGAUGAAUAAACUAGUUUAUGUUCUUGGAAAAUGAAUUAUUCUCCUCCGAAUUUUUUAAGUUUUUCUAAGAUGUCUUGUGUAGAUAAAUCAAAAUAACCAAAUUUUACAGUAAGAAGUUUUAUUACAUAUUAAUUUGGAAAUAUAGUGAGAGUGUUUAUGAAUGAAUUAAAUUUUGGGAUAUAUGUUUAAGAUUUUUAAUACAGUAAUAACAUGAUACAAUCAUUAAUAAAAAUAAAUGAUGUAAUCCGCAUAUCUCCAAAGAGUAGUUUAGAAUCAUGGAUAGGUGAGAAAGUAAAUGAAGGAAUUACUUAUUAUAAGAUUCUAAAAUGUGGUGAUGAAGCUAAUAAAAAUUAUUAAAUAUUUAAUAUAAUUUUAUUGACUAAUGAGAUUGCUCAUUUAAAAAUGAUUGUAAGAUUUGAGGAUGAAUUAUUUAAGGAAAUAUUAAUAACUUAAUUGAUAUAGAGAUAUUCAGAUUUUAAAGUGAUGUAUCCAUCAUCAAUUGUAAAAAAUUACUUAGCACUUGCUUAUAAAAAAGAAUCUACUCAAUAAUAUACAAUUUGUUUGUAUAGAUUAGAUAAAAUAAUUGAUAAUGAUGAAAAAAUUGGUAGUAUUUUAUAAUUUGGAGGAAUAGAAAUUUAAGAAUCUUUUAGUCAAUUCUUUUCUCUUCAUUAUGAUGACAAUGGCUAAUUAUUGCUUUAAUUAUAAUUAUCAAAUAAGAAUUUAUCAUUGUAUAAAGUAGAAGAAUAUGCCACAUUAACAUUUUUUGAAGAAGCUCGUGAAUAGUAAUUAGUUUUGAUUGCUCAUAAUUUAGUUUAAUCUAGUAAUAUGAUUGUAUAAUUAUACAAUAUUGAAUAAUCAUCUUCAAUAAAGUAUAAAAAUAUGUUAAAUAAUAGAUAUUGGACAUUGCUUAUAGUAUUACUUAUAGCAAUUGUGAUUUUGUGUUUAAUGUUUGUUGUAAUAUAUUGGAAGAAUAGAAAUAAGAAAUAGAGAUAGAAAUAGAGAUAAAGAAUGUAUCUUUAAUAAUAAUCAUUAAUACUAAAAUGA
Paramecium sonneborni is the source of this 4098-nucleotide messenger RNA. The record is from the annotation of a GenBank genome assembly. NCBI's taxonomy places the organism in Eukaryota, Ciliophora, Oligohymenophorea, Peniculida, Parameciidae.